This is a messenger RNA of Elgaria multicarinata webbii, 4755 nucleotides long. RefSeq names its product maestro heat-like repeat family member 5. Lineage: Eukaryota; Metazoa; Chordata; Lepidosauria; Squamata; Anguidae. The coding region runs from base 1 to 4755 and encodes 1584 amino acids. The record is from RefSeq and is a predicted model, not a curated record. The transcript is spliced from 37 exons. Gene Ontology annotation, cellular component: cytoplasm.
AUGACUUUCUGUGGAAGGCUCCGCUCAUUCUUCAAGAGAGUCAGGCAUAGGAAGAACAGGAUUUGUCACCAUGAAGAGGAGUGCAGCAGAAGCACAGACAGCUCCCAGCAAAAAGAAAAGGCCAAGCCUCAGAAGGAGGAGCUGGAUGAAAAUGAAUCACAGAUCUGUUUUUUCAACUUGAGGAAUCUCAGAGAAGGAAAUGGCCCUUCCCUGGUGCAAGAGUCCACAGACAACCUGUGUGCCUUGGCUGAGACCAAGGUGGCCGGGGUCCUGCGGGCCAUCUGCAAGUACCGCCAGAGCAUCCACAAGAUUUCUCCAAAGCAUCGCUUGUGCAUUAAUCAGAUCCUGCAAGCUGUGAUCAAGUCAGCCAGUAGCAUAGACUACAAACUGGCUAACGUCCUCAUCAAACUGGCCGCUGAAGAUAUGCUGAGGACCACGGAUCUUCAGGACCUGUAUCAGGACGCGGCUGGUGACAUCCUGGUGGCCUUGUGGAGCCACUUCCCGGCAGACGUGUUGACCAAGCUCCUGGAGGGCUUCCGAGGCCGGCUGCUCCCGUACCGUAGCAUCCUCUGUGUCUUGGGGAAACUGGCAAACAAAGCUUUCACCGAGAGUGACACCUUCAAGAUCGACGUGUGGGAGCAGAAGCUGGUGGAGUUUGUGGAGCGGCUCUUGAUCGAUGUCACGGAUAAGGCUUGCUUUCAGGAACUCCAUCAGGAGCUAGUGAAAGGGGACACAAAAUGCGACAGCCAAAGCCCUGAAAAGAUCUUCCUCUACCAGUACUAUGGAGCCAUCCUGCGUACCUCAGAUGACUCUCAGUUAGUCCAAGAGCAACUCUGCAGUAUCCUGUCCCUGUCCCACCGAGGACCUUUGGAAGCAAUGGGCAUCGCUUCCGCUGUGGGCUUGGCUGCAUCCCGCCACCCCGAUGAGGUUUUAAAGGCACUGGAGAACUUCAACAAGAAUGGGUCACAAGCCAGCCAGCACUGCAAGUCGACCACGCUGCUGCUGUGCUACGGACGUGUGGCCCUGGGCAUGAAGGAGGAGCUGCUCCCUCGGGUCGAACUCAUCCUGACCAAAAUGAUGGAGCACUUUGCCAUCGCCCCCUUGGACAUAAACCUGAAGAAAACCUUUUUGAUUGCUGUGCUGAUGUUCCUCGAGGCCGUUGCUGCAACAGGUAAAGCACAAGGCCUCCGUCUGGACAAGAAAACGGCACUGGUGGAAUGCCUGAUCGUGCUGAUUGAAAGAGAACCUGUCCACACACUGGCCAGCACAGUGCGUCAGGAUGCUAUGUACAUCGCGAAAGAACUCAGCAAGCUGAAGCCUCUCCUGGAGGCAGAGAAGAAAUCCCAGCUGCUCUGCGUCUCCUUCGUGAGCGUGUUUGGCCUUCCCCCCCUGGACAGCCUAGAAGGGCAAACGUACGGAAACGAGCCGGCAGUGGAUGACGUCAAAGGCCUCUACCACCAGACCAUGAGCAGCUUUGAGGAGAUGCUGCAAGACCUGCUGCUGGAGAACCCACGCCCAAGUGAGCUGCAGCACCUGAUGAAGAUCAUGGAACCAUGGAUGACCUCAAAAUCAGAUCAUGUGCGUGAGAGAGCGGUGGAGACAGCAAUGAAGCUCUUGAAAUUUGUAGCUGGGCGUUUCCACUUUGAUCUGUCUCGGGACUUCAGCAAGCUGGCCCACCUGACUGCUGUUCUGAUAGCUCUGUGCAAUGAUCCGGUGCAGCGCAUUAGUGCUUUUGCAGUGCAAGGAGUCAGCUGCCUCUAUGAGAUCUUGUUGCGCCGGAAGGGGCUGAAGAAGAGCAAGCAGAAGAGGAGGAAGUGGCCGAUGCAGAGGAGCUUCAAGGCCCAGGAAGAGGAGUGGUGCUCCCUCGUGGUGCUGGACAGCAGCUGGCAGAUGGCAAUGGUGCAAGACAUCGUGGGAGCCAUCUACAUGUGCCUGCAGCUGCGCCAGGCCUCGUAUUGGACUCGGAAAGUGGUGCUGAGGACAUUAGCCUUCCUGAUCCCGUAUCACAUGGAGGAAGUCCUGCGAAGCUGCCUCUCUUUUUCAAUACCCGUGAACAGGCACGCUAGUGAGCUCUGGGCAGCAAUGGCCUCAACGCCCCCUGUGGCCGGGCAAAUCCUGCAGCUGUUGCUGAAGAACCUCCAGGUCAAGGAUCCUUCGGAGGGGGAUGAAGCCAGCGCCACCAUGUCUCUGGCUGCAAUGAACGUCAUCUACGAGACCUUCCGCAUUCCCGGGUACCGCGCAGCCCUGGCAGAGAUGCACUUUCAGCUAUUCAUCCCUUUGCUCAAGCAGGUCCUUUACGUGAUGCAGCUCAACUUGCCAGAGGCCUUAAAAGCCAGGCAGGAAGUCAUCCUGAGAGAAAACCCUGAGGCACUCAGCUUCAAGAGCAUGGCAGUCGAGAUCAUGAAAAACCUGUUCUCUGUCGCUGAGGACUGGCUGGUCUACGCCUGCAUCGAGUUCCAGCAAGGAUGGCUGGCGCUGAGCACCCCGCAGCAGUUCUUACAAGGCACGCGUCUGCUGGCCAGGGCCAUGACAGAGUGUGACAGUCCACACAUCCCCGGCAUCUUUGGGGAGGCCGCCCUCAUCCUCAGCAGCGAGGAGGACGAGCUGAGCAAGAUGACGGCUUUGGCGCUGGUCAUUGAGUUCCUCAAGAGCCCCUCUGCCGCCAAGCUGAUGAACAGGUUCAACCUCAAGGACCACCUCGAGGACGGCGCGGCAUCCUCCAAUCCGGUCAUCCGAGACCUUUGUGUGAAAGGGCUGAGCAGCUUUGUGUUCCAGCCAGGGAAGGUCAAGCUUCUCCGAGAAGAGCUCCCAACCCUGAUCGACUCCAUGUUCAGCGGGCCUAAAAAGCACAUCCUCGAGGGACUGGGAGCUAUCAUGACCGCAAUCUAUAAGAUGGAUGGCCAGGGGAUUGGGCCUCUCUGCGUGGACCUGGCUCUGAAUGUUCGCUCAUUCUUUGAGGAUGAAAGCGCCGGCGUGCGUGCAAUGGCCAUCUUGCUGUUCGGGCAGCUGGUGAUGAGAGCGAAAGAAGCUGACAAGACCCUCCUGGAGAAGGAAGUUGUGCACAGCCUGCUCCCUUUGCUGCUCCACCUGAAAGACCGGGACGACACAGUUGUCAUGAGAUGCAAACUGGCCCUUUUGCAUUGUGGCGUCUUCCUUGGAUGGGGUCACCUGAAGCUGAUGUUCUGCAGCCUGGCCUGGGACGACCACCGGAGCUGCUUGGUGAAAGUCUGGAAAUACCUGAUGAGGAACAGCCAUGACAACAUCCACCUCUUCCUAUCCCAGGCCUUGGGAUACCUCCAUCACCCGCAGAUAGAGAUAAGUCACACGGCUGCACGGUUCACAGGUGAGACGUUCAACUAUUACAGCUCUGAGCUAUCAGAACACCUUGAACAGGAGGACAUUUUGUACCUGAAGAAAGUUUUCCAGAAGAUGAAAUCAGGCCCAGAUCCCAGCAGGGUGCACUUCGCCAAAACCUACCGCGUGGCUUUGCAGAAGCUGUCCGUGAAACGGAGGCUGAUUGAAGCCGGAGACAAGGAUGCUCAAGUGACUGACAGCUGCCCUGAAGGGGGGGACGAAGAUGUAACCUUUUAUAUUAUUCAGUUGCAGAAACAAUUUCAGGUCCUACAUGUGUACGCCCAGGAUGCCCAGCCGCUGCCUCUGGACGUCCCAGUGCACCCGCUGAGGCCAGGAGACACAGUCUGGAUCCGUAAGAUACCAGCUAGACCAGGCGAGCCGAAGUGGAAAGGCCCCUUCACCAUUCUGCUGACUACUCGCACCGCUGUCCGGGUCAAAGGCAUCAACUCCUGGGUCCAUUACACUCAUUGUAGCAAGCAACCACCGCCGCCUGAAGGUCUCACAGUGCUGAUUGAGACUGGAGCCGGAGACAAGGAUGCUCAAGUGACUGACAGCUGCCCUGAAGUGCUGUGCUACAUCGUCAGGGCUGGCCAGGGGCCAGGCAACGUGGGCCUCCGUUGCUCACCUCUCACAGCCUACCGAUACCGACGGUCGACACCGUACAACCGCAAUCGGACCUGCCAGGACUGUAUUUUGGCCAGGGACCCCGCUUGCGCCUGGAGCCCAGUGCAGGAGGCCUGCCAGGACCACCGUGGACAGGCUGGGCUGAUCCAGGACAUCACAUCCGUGAAGGUGCUGAAUUUGUGCCCCGUGCAGAGCAAAGGGGUGCCCACCACCAUUGAGGUGCCCGUGCUGCUCUCUGCCCGGGUGGUCCUACCCUGCGUCCCCCAGUCCACCUGGUCCAGCUGCGAGUGGCAGAGACCGUCCCCAGAGGCAUCAGCCUACAUCGUGCGCAGCGACGGACUGGAGUUCACCGUGACGGCGGAAACGCUGGGGGAAUACACGUGCCGCUGCACGGAGUCUGGGGUGGGGGGCGUGGGGGCCUCCUACAGCCUGGUGAGUGCCAGCCAGGGCGGGCACAAUCCGUACCAGUCGGUCGAGCGCAGCUACAGCGUCCUGGUCGGCGUCUUCUGCUUCGUCUUGGGCGUCGUUGUGAGCAGCGGCUGCUUGUUGCUCCAUGAACGAUGCCGGCGGGAGCGCCUGCAGUGGGAGCUGAUCUGCCGGGAGAGGAACGGGCUGGACCUGAUGCAGUCAACCACCACGAGCUGCAGCCACGAGCCACAAACCCCGAGUUCGCCGGAGGACGAGCGCCACCCGCUGGCCACGGCCAAGAAGAACAGCAGCCUCAAUGGCUACCCCCACCUCUACAUCAAGGAGCUGGACAGGCCCGCAUCUACCUGA